Molecule: messenger RNA, 1850 nt
Organism: Erythranthe guttata (spotted monkey flower)
Lineage: Eukaryota; Viridiplantae; Streptophyta; Magnoliopsida; Lamiales; Phrymaceae
Product: E3 ubiquitin-protein ligase RGLG1
Biological process (GO): protein ubiquitination
Cellular component (GO): nucleus
Molecular function (GO): ubiquitin-protein transferase activity
Source: RefSeq, a predicted model, not a curated record
UUAACAAACUAAUUUGAUCAAAUUAGGCAAAAACAAUCAAACAAAAUUCUUAAAAAAGAAGACUUUUUUUCUUGGCAUUUUCUUCCGAGAUCCUGCAACGCUUUUUUCGCAAGGAUCAUAUUGCAGGGAAUCUAGAUUCCACCCUCAGGUCUUUGUGAUUCCAUUUGAAGUGAAAUAGGUUUCGUUUUGAGAGGUUUUGGGAUAAUCUUGAGUUCAUAAACUGAUUUGAUGGGAAACAAAAACUCGAGUCCGAACCAAAGUCCUAGGAGACAAUAUUCAACGAACCCGAACCCGAACCCGGCUAGUUCGCCACCCGGGUGGCAGCACAAUUACGGGCAAUCAUCCGUUUCACAAUACGCCCAAACUUAUCCGACGCAGAAUCCUUAUCCAGCAGAAUACGCUCCCUCUCAAAAUUACGGGACUCCACCCCAAACGCAGCCUAAUAUGCCUCAUAACCCUCAAAUGCACGCACCUCAAAAGAAGUUCGACAGGAGGUAUUCGAGGAUCGCCGACAACUAUAAUUCGUUAGAGGAGGUGACUGAAGCUCUUGGGCGUGCUGGUCUAGAGUCUUCGAACCUAAUUAUCGGGAUUGAUUUCACUAAGAGCAACGAAUGGACAGGCAAGCGUUCUUACAACGGGAAAAGCUUGCACUACAUUGGAAAUGAACAGAACCCUUACGAGCAAGCGAUAAGUAUUAUCGGAAAAACCUUGGCGGUUUUCGAUGAGGAUAACUUGAUUCCAUGUUUUGGAUUCGGAGAUGCAUAUACACACGAUCAAGAUGUAUUCAGUUUCUACCCCGACGAGAGAGUUAGUAAUGGAUUCGAGGAAGUUUUAAGCAGAUACCGAGAACUUGUUCCACAACUCAAACUGGCAGGACCGACGUCAUUUGCACCGAUAAUUGAAAUGGCUAUGACGGUUGUUGAGCAGAGUGGCGGGCAGUACCACGUUUUAUUGAUUAUUGCUGAUGGACAGGUAACCAGAAGUGUUGACACUGAACAUGGUGAGUUGAGUCCGCAGGAGCUGAAAACAGUUCAAGCAAUUGUUCAAGCUAGCAAAUUGCCUUUAUCCAUUAUUUUGGUUGGUGUUGGAGAUGGCCCGUGGGAUAUGAUGAGGGAAUUCGAUGACAACAUCCCUACUCGAGAAUUCGAUAAUUUCCAGUUUGUCAAUUUUACAGAGAUUAUGACAAAAAAUGUGCCCCAAAAUCGAAAAGAAACGGAGUUUGCUCUUUCGGCAUUGAUGGAAAUACCGUCUCAGUUUAAAGCAACAAUGGAGCUUCAUUUGUUGGGUGGAAGGAAAGGGAAUAUUCCCGAGAGGAUUGCUCUACCUCCUCCUGUUACACGUGCGUCAUUUGGCGGUUAUUCAAAACCGUCACAGACAAAUACGUCUACUUCGUAUUACAAGGAGGAAAAUGCUGCUCCUUCUGCUCCAAACUCUAAUUACGAACACCAGAUUUGUCCCAUUUGCCUUAGUGAUCCAAAGAACCUGGCUUUUGGUUGCGGUCACCAGACAUGUUUCGAGUGUGGACAAGAACUUCAACUAUGUCCGAUUUGUCGAUGUCCAAUUCAGACGAGAAUAAAACUAUACUGAGUAAAACUCGUACAAUUCAUCGGUACUAAUGUACUCCGGCGCCAAAUUAUUUAAAGAAGUUCUUGAUUGUACAUUAUUGUUUGGUUUGUGUAUAUUGGUUUUUUUUUCUGUUGGCUGGUUUGAAGAAGUUAAUGAAUUCAGACCAAUAACACAGUUACUGGUAAGGAUUUUAUGACCUUAAACAAAAAAAUUGUAAAUGAUAUUAAUUGUGUUGGUUGGGUGAUGUAAAUUUUUAUGAAAUUGUGUGGAGGGUGUUUUUUUUA